AUUGCCCGUAGGUCUGGGUGCGACUGGUUAUCUGUCUUUAUGUUCAGGUGAUUAUUUAUAAAUCAUCAAACCAAAUGUAUCUCAUAACCAAAUGUAUCUCAUAACCAAAUGUAUCUCAUUAACAAGCAUGUUUCCUGUAUAGGAGCAUAGUAUCUUAAUACCGAGUUGUGUGGGUUUCAGUUACAGGUUUUUGCCUCAGAACUGUUUUGCAGCCUUUAGCAUGUGGGUGCAUGGAACCUAUAACCAUAUCCUGUUUAUAAGAGUUUUAUAUCUGAUGGAUGUCACUGGGAAAUCACCCUCAUGUCACCAAGAAAUGUCUAAAGAGUCUUUUUCUUUCUUUCUUUUUUAGCUCUAAUAAUUAUGGGAGAGCCCAACCUUGUGACCUCACAGAUUGUUAUAUCCAUACCUGUAUCACAUAUUACAUGUGAUGAUCUCUAAUUGCAGAAUAACAGAAUUUGUCUGCUUAAUACACACCGGUGUUCUCUUUUGUCCUGUAGACCUCGUAAACAUCACAGCUGAAUCUGGACAGAACGUCACUUUGUCAUGCAGAGCCAACAACAACAACCUCGUCACAUUUCUUGAGUGGAGCAAACAUGGUCUUAGGAAAGGAUAUUUACUUUUGUACCGGGAUGAGCGGUUUGAUCUAGAGAACCAGCAUCCAUCGUUUAAGAACCGAGUGGAGCUACAGGACAGACAGAUGAAGGAUGGAGAUGUGUCGUUGAUACUGAAGGAUGUGACACUUGAUGACCGUGGAAGAUAUGAGUGUCGUGUUGAGACAAAAAUAAAUCGCAGGAAGAGAGCGAAUCAGGAUGACGACCCCGUCAUCAUCAUCAGCCUGAAUGUUGUUCCUCCAGGUCAGACAGGAGGAGACACAGAGGAUGGAGGGAAGGAGGAACGGGGAAGUGAGAAGAUAGGGAGGCAUAGCUCUGUCGGUGUGGCAGUUUCUGCUGUCCUUCUUUUGGGUGGUAUUGUUGUGUUUUUGAUCUACAGAAAACAUAAAACAACACAUAAUCUGGACUCAUACCAGCGUCCUGCUGAACUACAAACUGUUUAAAAUGUGUCACAUGUUUCUACAGCUGAACUGUCAGUGCCUCUGCUGCUGUUUCCUCAAACCUUAUUUAUUUGUUUUUUAUACUGUUUUGCAUAUUAGAAGGUUUCAGCUGUAUUUAUGGUUCUAUCUCUGUUCUGCCGCUACAGGAAGCUGAGAAAGGCAUAAUGUGGUAACUUUAUCUCUGACUGACUGAUGUGAAAGUCCCUAGCAUUACAUUUUCCUUCCAGUGUUGCGAGUCAAACUUCCAAGAUUAAAUUUGAAUAAGAUUAUCAAUAUGUGUUUUUUAAGCUUUAAACAGUUUCCAAAGCUCAUGAUUGAACUAUGGAUGUUACUUCUGUUGAGUUUGUGUGGUUUGAUAUUUACGUUAUGAGCUUAACUGACAUUGGAGAUACUGAAAGCUUUUAAACAGGAAAGAUUAAAUUGCAUUAACAGGGAGAGAAAACAUGAGUGUUUCUUUAUUUUAGCCUUUGUAAUGAUUGUUGAAUAAAUCUGCCUGUAAAUGUUAAUAUGAACUGCACUGUAAGAACUCAUGGGAUGAAGUAGAGAGGAAGAGCUUGCUGUGCGAAGUAGUUACAGCAUGGUUUAACUACAUUUAUAACAUCCACCGUCACAUUAAUGAGCAGCCCAGUGUCAGAGCAGUCAGAUUUAAUGAUAUACAUUAAUACAUAUAAAUACAUACCAUACAUACAUUUUUCCUUCACCCUGUGAUUUAUUUUCUUUAAAAGAAAGGCAAAAUGACUAACAAAAGAAAGCAAAGAUGAGCUUUUUGAUAACUAUCUUAGUCUGUUGUCUAUUAUCUCAUGCCUCGAGCUUCUUAAUGUCAGUCACUUCUCAUUUGUCUUUCAGUUUAAAACAAUGAAGUGUAUUCAUGCCACAGAGGUCUUUAUAUAACAUACUGUCCAUAUAAGAAGGGAAACCUGCUGCUGUUAGAGGAACUGAAGUCUUAAAACACAAUGACUAUGAGUCCACAGACCAUCCUGAGAACACAGGAGGUGAAGGACUAGUUAAAAACAGGCCACGUACCUCAAACUGAUUUGAAUUUCAAAUGUAGGCGCAGAGUUCCUGCUCGUCAUCUGUGUACACUCUCCUCUGUGUUUGCUCUGUUUUAUUUACUCUGUGCUUCAGGAUUCAGUAUCGAGAUAAACACAGAGCAACAAGAACCAAACAAGCCGAACUGAAACUGUUUGGGAUUCUGGAUAAUUCGUUAUUAUAUUACAAGUCCAAGUUAUAAGUAACUUGAAUUUUAAAAAGAGAGAGAGAGUUUUGUUUAAAGAAGGAUCGUAGCCAAAAUAAAGACCCCCAAACAGAUUUGAAUAAAUGGAAAAUAAUCCAUACAAAAAAGUGUACAGAGAGAGAGAGAGAGAGAGAGAGAGAGAGAGAGAGAGAGAGAGAGAGAGAGAAGAGAGCAAAGCAAACAGAAACAUGCAGGUGAAACCCCCGAGCUGACAAACAGCACUAUGCAGCAACUCAUCAAGGAAAACUGAGGCCUUAAAUACACAUGUAACCAGGGAGAUGGAAACCACCAAGGACACACCUGAACAAAAUCAGG
Molecule: messenger RNA, 2600 nt
Organism: Haplochromis burtoni (Burton's mouthbrooder)
Lineage: Eukaryota; Metazoa; Chordata; Actinopteri; Cichliformes; Cichlidae
Exons: 2
Coding region: 428-1054 (208 amino acids)
Biological process (GO): positive regulation of T cell proliferation; cell surface receptor signaling pathway; cellular response to lipopolysaccharide
Cellular component (GO): external side of plasma membrane
Source: RefSeq, a predicted model, not a curated record